AGACAACUGUCUUAUGAAUAAAUUUUAUAUAUUUUGUUCAGAUUCAAUCAAUAAACUGUUAUACAUUUAUAGAAUAAAAUUUCAAGAUGGCUCAAAUGGAGGAAAAAUGUUCAUGUAAAAGUAAAGUUUCAGGAAAGUCUGUUCAAUAUAAUAAAUUGGAACCAGCCCUCCGUCUAGAAUUAAGAACAAUUGUGAAGGCUCUAAGUUUGCCAGGAAAAGGUUUGCUUGCAGCAGAUGAAUCGCCUUCCAGUUUAGGAGAGAGAUUUAAACUUUUAGAUUUGGAAAAUUCUGAAACGACUCGCAGGGAUUACAGGCAAAUGCUGUUUUCUACAGAUAAGAGUAUUCUUGCACAAUAUAUCAGUGGAAUUCUUCUUCAUCACGAAACAUUGUAUCAGAAAACUUCUGAUAAUUUGGAAUUUGUGGAACUUUUGAGUCAGAAAUGUAUUAUUCCUGGGAUAAAAGUUGAUAAAGGCCUCGUAGAAAUAUUCGGAACCGAAGGAGAAAAAACGACUCAGGGUUUAGAUGAUUUACAAGAAAGGUGUAUUCAGUAUAAAAGAGACGGAUGUCAUUUUACAAAAUGGAGAUGCGUUUUUAAAAUUUCUGAUAAGUUACCGAGUCGAUUAGCAAUAGUUACUAAUUCCAACGUUCUUGCUAGAUACGCAACAAUAAGCCAAAGUGCAAGAUUGGUGCCGAUUGUUGAACCUGAAAUUUUAAACGAAGGGGAUUUUACGUUAGAAAAAGCCCUUGAUGUUCAUGAAGAAGUUUUAUCAACGUUAUUUCAAGUUUUUAAGGAAAAUAAUGUUUAUUUGGAAGGAAUGAUUCUCAAACCUGCUAUGGUAUUGCCAGGAACAAAUUCGAAGUUAAAUUUCCCACCACAGACUAUUGCAGAAUAUACAAUAACAGCAUUACAAAGAACAGUUCCAACAGCAGUGCAAACAAUAUUGUUUCUCAGUGGUGGUCAGCCAGAUUAUACAGCAUUUUUAAAUCUGAAUGCCAUUAAUCUUUAUGAUAGCAAAAAACCUUGGACUCUCACUUUUUGUUUUGGUCGAGCUCUUCAGAACGAAGCGAUGAAAGUUUGGAAUGGAGAUUCAACAAAUAUAUUGAAGGCUCAGGAAAUUUUUUUGGCAAGGGCAAAAUUAUGUUCGCAGGCUUCUGAAGGACAGAUGGAAGAGGACUUUUCAUUAAAUGAAAACCAGUAAAGAUAAUUUGCAUAUUUUCUGUUGUUAACUAUUCGUUACGAGCUUUGUACACUAAAACUAUAAUAUUAUUUUUUAUAUAAUGCAAACUUUGAAUAUGGCGAAUAUCUUUUGUUCCGCUUCUU
Belonocnema kinseyi is the source of this 1321-nucleotide messenger RNA. RefSeq names its product fructose-bisphosphate aldolase-like. Bases 87 to 1199 code for a protein of 370 amino acids. NCBI's taxonomy places the organism in Eukaryota, Metazoa, Arthropoda, Insecta, Hymenoptera, Cynipidae. Gene Ontology annotation, cellular component: cytosol. The record is from RefSeq and is a predicted model, not a curated record. Gene Ontology annotation, biological process: glycolytic process; fructose 1,6-bisphosphate metabolic process. Gene Ontology annotation, molecular function: fructose-bisphosphate aldolase activity. The transcript is spliced from 6 exons.